Messenger RNA from Aspergillus welwitschiae, 994 nucleotides. RefSeq names its product DUF3759 domain-containing protein. Lineage: Eukaryota; Fungi; Ascomycota; Eurotiomycetes; Eurotiales; Aspergillaceae. The transcript is spliced from 3 exons. The coding region runs from base 52 to 441 and encodes 129 amino acids. The record is from RefSeq and is a predicted model, not a curated record.
UCUACUUCCUACUCUACCUUAAACUCUUCACUACUUCAUACAUCAAUCAUCAUGGCCUGGGGCUGGGACCAAUCCGACGACGCUCACCGUCAGGUGUACGAGAACAAGCACGAGGGUCACUUGUCCCACGAGCUCCUUGCCGGUGCCGCUUCCUUCGCGGGCAUGAAGGCCUGGGAGGACCACCAGCGCAAGCAGGGCAAGACCGUCAGCCACGCUUUCGCCAAGGAGGCCCUUGCCGCCGUUGUUGGCGCUGAGGUCGACAAGCUCGCCGAGACCAAGGGCAUGGACGAAGUUGACAAGAUCAAGGCCCGCGAGCACGCCAAGAAGAACGCUCACCACAUGUACGAGGAGCACUACGAGCGCCAGCACGGUGCUCCCGAGUUCGACCCCGGCCGCUUCCCUCCCCCUGACCGCUUCGAGGGCCGUCGUGGUGGCUGGUAAGAAGCCUCUUUGUGUGUGAUGGGAAACCAACUGGAUUUGGGACCUAUCCGCGGGGGAUGGAUGUGUGGAAUGAAACGAAUAUGAUCAUGGAUUGAGAGCGCCGAUACACGGCCUCUCCUGCAUGUAUUCUUAUCUAAUAAACCAAGAUAUCCAAAUGAAUUAUUUAUCUCAAAGCAAACCGGCCUAUCUUUCCCUUCACAUCCAUACCAAACAAACAGUAGAAUCAUGAAUCUUGCCCUGGAGACGAAUAUGCAGGAUUCCACCCGUUCAGGAAAGCUCGCGGAUUAUCAAUGCGUUGACCGUAGGCAAGGGUCUAUUGUACGCAUGGAUGCAAGGUGUCCGGGAGGCGACGGGCGCAUCUCCCACAUGGGUUUCCAAUGUUGUAAGACAAUGUUUGAUGUCAGCUAACACAUCAAUAUCGAUUGAAACUCUUGCACCUGUCGGAAUGAUUUCGCGUCCCAGAAAGCAACCCCCCUCAACAGGGGUAAUUACCCAAGCAGGGCAGAUUAUCCACGGAACCUGGACAAACAUCAACCUCGGGAUGCCUGAGGGG